Molecule: messenger RNA, 1098 nt
Organism: Guillardia theta CCMP2712
Lineage: Eukaryota; Cryptophyceae; Pyrenomonadales; Geminigeraceae
Exons: 13
Coding region: 1-1098 (365 amino acids)
Molecular function (GO): protein binding
Source: RefSeq, a predicted model, not a curated record
AUGAAGGGGGCAGGCAACAUGCGACAGAGCCAAGAAACUCGGUCACCCUUUGACCUGGCAAGGAUCUCCCAAGAGGGCUAUCGUAGUGGCGGGUUCCGGUCGAUCAACGAGGAGAUCCGACCUGACCUGAGAGGAAAUCCGGACCUGGCAGGGGUUGGAAUCUUCUUUCAGCAAUCCACGAAGGCGUCGUUCGCAUACGUGCAGAGCAUCAUUCAUGGCUCUUCAGCCGACAGAUGCGGGCUGAUUCAGCAUGGAGACCAAUUAGUAGCUGUUGCUGAAGCCGGUGAAUGGCCUCGAAAUGUCGAGGGACAAAAUUUGCACAUGAUCCGUGAUAAGAUUUUAGGCAAACAGGGAAGUUUUGUGAGACUGCAGAUGCGACGUCCAUCCACCAACGAAGUCUACGAAGUUGAACUGAUGAGAGGAUCGCCUGAAUUUAUCGAGAUUAUGCACGUCAGCUCUGAUCUCAAGGAGAAACAAAUUAGCAGCAACGCGAGAAUUCAAGAAUUAGAGUCGCAGGUUGCGAUGCUACGCAUGCAUUCCGACCGACUGCAGGCUCAUGCCCAGACGGUUCAAGUCGAAGAAGAUCCAAGAAUCGGGCCCCUCGAAGAAGAGUUGAGCGCAAGGAUGGAGGAUUUGAGGCGUUUCGAGGAAAUGCUCCUGGCUUCCAAGGAGAAAACAAGAGAAGCUAUCUUGGCUCGCGAUAAGUUUGCAGAGCAAUUGAAGGAUGUAAAGUCUGACUUUGAUCUUCUUAAAGAAAAGCUAUCCCUUUCCAAGGAAGAGGAAUCGAGGCUGGUGCAUGAAAACGAAUCUUUGAAAGGACAAAUCUCUUUGUUGAAGGUUGUCGCAAGCUUUUUCCGCAGCAUGAGAUGCAAGUUCUCAAUGCAGAGCUACAGAAUUGAAGUCCUCAGAUCAGAACUGCAGUCUAUCAAGGAGAGAGAUGCAAAGUUGGGUCAAAGGUUGACAUCUGGUCACAGAGCUAUAGCGCAGCAUUCUGAGCACUCGACGAAGAUGGCAGAUAAUGAGCCCACUCGUCAGAAGUUGUACUCAACUUCGUCAAGUGCUGCAAGCUCAGAAAACAAGUUGCAGUACUUUGCAUAA